This is a messenger RNA of Cadophora gregata, 683 nucleotides long. RefSeq lists its product as uncharacterized. The coding region runs from base 1 to 465 and encodes 154 amino acids. The record is from RefSeq and is a predicted model, not a curated record. The transcript is spliced from 2 exons. NCBI's taxonomy places the organism in Eukaryota, Fungi, Ascomycota, Leotiomycetes, Helotiales, Ploettnerulaceae.
AUGGAUUUCACCACUCCUUCCAAAUGGACCUGCAAAGGAGAUGUCGAUGUGGCUGCAGGUUUCAUGCUCUCUAAUGGACUAAAAGGACAUUCCGAGAUAACGUUUGACUAUGAGUUUGCAGUUGGGGGAAUGCCUGUCAUUGAAAGUAGCAGUGUUAUUGGAGAUGGAGUCGUAGAGGUUGACAUAAUAUUCAGCGAAACCUAUGCUGGAAUACAGUGUGAGACUGGAGACGGCCCUUUCUUCUUAUUUUCCAAUGCCAUGGACACAUACCGAGUACACGAGCAAGCCUUCGAGCCAUCAGAGACAGGGACUUUAGUUCAGUUACCUUUCGCGCAACGAUCCCAGAGAUACCAGACAGAGAGUGAUUCUCAAAACACCGAACUCUUCCCUUUGCAUAUCAUCAAUUGGCUUCAAGCCAAUGCGAGCCCCAAACCCUACCAUCAACUCAUUCUCCUGUUCAAAUAAACUUCUCAACAAAGUUUGGGUGGAUGGAGUCCGAACCGUUGACGCCUGCACAGUAGAAGCUGGAGAGACACACCAGGCAUGGGAAGUGACCGAAGAGGGAACGCGCAUCGUUGGACAGCACUGGGCGCCGUGCCGACAUGGUACUCGAUGGAGAGACGUGAAGCUUAAUUUCGACGUAAAAAUCGAGCAAGGGGGUGCCAGUUGGGGAGUGCACAUGG